Molecule: messenger RNA, 951 nt
Organism: Anisakis simplex (herring worm)
Lineage: Eukaryota; Metazoa; Nematoda; Chromadorea; Rhabditida; Anisakidae
Source: the annotation of a GenBank genome assembly
AUGAUCAUGUUGAACUGGUUGAAUAAAAUGGAUAGCAAUACGCUCUUCUACUUCCUACUCAAUAUCAGCUCGUCGUUCUGUUUGGCUGCAGCUCAUAAUGCACUUUACUUUGUAUUGGAUAUACGUACUACAGUGAUACACUUCCUUCAUUAUCUACUCGCAUUCGUCUUAUUAAUUCUUUCCCAUGGAACUGGUGCUCAUGCAAACUUAUCAAAUAAACUUCCGGCAAAAGCUUUCAUUAAACCAGUCCUCAUACAACUUCUUAUCGUUUUAUUAUCCACCUUGGUGCACUCGCAACAAAAAUCCGGUAGUCUUUAUCUUAUCAGGGUAUUCGAUUUUAUUACGAUGCUCAUCAUUAUCAAAUACGGGAAACAAGUACUUGGCAUUGUUGAUCAGUGGCCUUCUUACGGAAUUCUUCUCCCAAUUGCAAUCGGUGGCUCGCUGAGUUGGUUGGAGUUCAGUGUUAUCGAGUACGAUCGUAUUGGUCUUAUUUUGAGUCCGUUGUUGGCUGCAGUUCAAGGGCUACAAAUUUUACAGUUACAAAAGUGCUAUAAAAUGAUCGCUCCGAAUCAAGUACAACUAUUUUCACUUUAUUUUACAGGACUCACUGCCUCGGUACUUGCAAUACCUGCCCUUUGCUCAUGGUCAACGUCGCAUGUGUCUAUGGAUGCGUCUUGGGAAUCAAUUGAUUACGUUCUGAUCAUGAUGUCGAUCGUGUUUAUGGCAAAUUUCAAAUACUCAGAGUUAUGGUUGCAAUUGAACUUAGAUGCACGUGACUUUUUCGUGCUUGAACAAAGCAAAUUUUGGCUUGCAAGCAUUGGUCAGUGGUUCAUACAGAAUAUGGCUCAUGCAACCAUAUUCAGCAUAGCUGGUAAAAUACUGAUGUUUGGUGGUGUUAUUCGCUAUGUUGGAUACUUGAAUCGGCAUCAAAGUGAACAUCAUAAACCUUAG